AUGGCUUCUGCACAAUUUCAGAUUUUAUCUAUUCUCUGUCGAAUAUCACGUCAAGCUGUAAUCGAUGCUCUUAAAGAAUUUGCUGCAACGACAAUGUUAUCACCAAGUGCAUUAUCACGCGAUGUAGUCAACAUAUAUGUAGGCACGUCUAUAGAACAAUUCCAGAAAACAACACUUGACAGUUACCGUUCACACAUUCAUUUUAUAUUAUCUAUUCUUGCAGAACAGCGUUUUAUAUCUGCAUUAAGAACAAAUUUCUAUACGAGAAGUGUUCUUGGUAGCAAUAAUUUUGUAACUUUUCCUGCCAUUUAUCCUCAACAAAUCGAUCCAACUCAAUCGUCAUCGAUACUAAAUGAAACAUGUCAAUGUGAUCGUACAAAUAAUUGUAUUUAUCCUGCUGGCAUUUAUAAUCAAUCGCGAUCUAUCAUUCCGAAUGAAGUCUUUUCACUUGAUGCAUCACCUCUAUUCAUGAUACCAGGAUUUCAAGUUGGAUGUGUACCACAAAAUGCAUUGUUUCAAUCAACAUUGGAAUGCUUUUACAAUCAAACAUGUUUAGAUAUUGUGAUUUCGUUGACUGGUGCUCUUCGCACUAUCUCACCUCUAAAUAUAUCAAACUCUAAUUCACGAUUUAGUCCAACAACAACAAUUGCUAUUCUUUUUGAUAAUCUAAUGAUUGAGUCUUGGGAGAACUCUAUUGAUUUUGCUACUUAUUUUCAAACUUGUGCACCUAAAAUCUGUUCAUAUUCAUAUGUACAACGGUUUUUUCUCAUUUACAUGAUUACAACCAUAGUUAGUGUCUUUGGUGGAAUUAGCGUGACAUUACAUAUAGCAUCUCCAUUGUUCGUCAAAUUCAUUUUAUAUUUAUAUCGCCGAUGGGUUUCAAUGCAAGAAACAGAAGAAAGAUAUGAACCAAAAAGAAAUUUACAAGAUCGUAUAUGGAAUUUUCUUAAGCGAAUUCGUCACAAAACUAUCACAUUGAAUUUGUUCAAGAAAACUUUAACCAAUGUUCAACAUGUUAGUUCACAACAAAUCAUUGUCAGAAAUCCAAGUAUCGAUCAAUUUCAACAUCUUCAUGACAUGUAUUCAUCAAUUCUAUCAUGUCCAUGUCGUAAUUCAUCAAUACCACGCUCGAAAUUCAUAUCCAUUGAAGUAGAAAUUCAUCCAUUUUGUACAAGUAAUUUUGUUCGUGAUGAUCGUUGGUUACAAUAUUGGACAAUGAAAUUUCUCAAUGGUAGCAUCGAUCCUACUCCAUCAUUUUAUUCCAAUGAUUUUCAAUGUUUUUACGAUGAACCUUGUGUUCAGAUGCUAAUUGAUCAGCGUCUUUGUGGUAAUAGAAAUAUCUAUUUACCAAUAGAUUUAAGUAAUAUAACAGCGCUUGAUCCAAACACUUUAAUCAAUUUUCACCCUCAAGAUCAAUUAGGAACGUUAAUGCUUAGUUCUCUUGUUAAUCAAUUGAUUUAUACAGCAAAUUAUACAUUGUACUAUGCUGAAUGUCAGCCAGAGAUAUGUACUUAUACGAUAGAUCAGGAAUUACAUGCUAUUGCUCGUAUUAACUUAGUUAUUGGUCUGAUUGGUGGACUAACUAUUCUACUUCCAAACACGAGAUGUUCCUUUACAUUGGAGAAUGAUUUUUAUCUAUAG
This is a messenger RNA of Rotaria sordida, 1641 nucleotides long. The record is from the annotation of a GenBank genome assembly. Lineage: Eukaryota; Metazoa; Rotifera; Eurotatoria; Philodinida; Philodinidae.